UAUGAUUUAUCUGCAGUAGGUGGCGGUAUGAACUUUAACUAGGCGGUUAUUUCAAACCACCAGAGAAGAAGACGACGCUGAGCUAAAUGUUUGCUUUUCAAUGAUUUGGUUUGGAUUCGGAUUUAACGCGUUUGGUCAAAUAUAUUCUUAUGCUAGUUCCGGGAAGGAAUCCACAAGUGACGAAGAUGUCGAAGUGAAAGUGAUCGCUCCCGUAAGGCUUAGUUCCUGCUGCCCCGAUGGAGAGAAACGCCUACAGCUUGUUGGAGCGAGCUGGAGCCGAACUGCUUUUCUGCAGUGUGCAGGUGACAGCAGUGUAUGUCUGUCCGGCUUUUGGUCAGACCCACCCUCUCGCAAAGCGCACAGCUGUUUUCCACAAAGCUAUGGCUGUUGGGAUGCGCAGGUCAGUGAACGUUACCUGACCCUUGCAUUCAAAGACCGAACAGAAUGCUGGAGCUUGGACGAAAUUGAUAGUAUGCCCGUCUGGAGGAUGAAACACGCGCCUGAGAAUACAGAACUCUCUGACAGACUUCCUCUGGUCCCAGGAGGUUACGUUGUUUCAGCCCCUCCUUUCAUGCAUGUUCUGUCUCCACAUUUGUGUGGGGUCAGUCUGGCUCUGGGUAUGGAACACGCAGUCCUGCUAAGUGCUUCUGGUACUGUGUACACCUGGGGCUCUAGCAGUCACGGGCAGCUGGGGCAUGGUGAACUUGGUCGAGAGGUUGAGCCUCGGGUGGUGGAGGGACUGUGGGGCAUGACCAUGAAGGGCGUGGCAGCUGGGGGCUGGCAUUCUGUCUGCAUCAGUGGUGAGGGAGAUUUGUACACUUGGGGCUGGAAUGAAAGUGGUCAGCUUGGCCUACCAUCCCACACGAUAGGAAGAGGGACACUGCAGGGAGGCACUGCUGCAGGAACUGAAUCAGACAGAAAGGAGGUGUUCAUAUCAAUCCAGGCAUUCCCUGCUCUGCUGGACCUGCCAGAGGAGGCUGAAGUAACCCGGGUCAGCUGCGGCUCUCGCCACACUGCAGCACUCACCGGUGCUGGUGAUCUCUUUACAUGGGGUUGGGGUGAGUACGGGCAGCUGGGCCAUAAGACGACCCAAACAUUAGACCAGCCUACCCGGGUGGAUUUCUUUGCAGACAGGAGCCUGCGUGUGGUAGAUGUGGUUUGUGGGCCCUGGAACACAUUUGUGUGCACAGAGGAAAAAGACUCCACCCCCCAGAUCCCACCCUGAUGGCUCCCAUCUGUCCACUUCCCUUUUUGCCAAGACAUUUUUAUUACAUUGCAGGGGAAGUGAGGAUGAAUUAAAAUGUUUCUUUUCUGAAUCCA
Messenger RNA from Anguilla anguilla (European eel), 1320 nucleotides. RefSeq names its product RCC1 domain-containing protein 1-like. Lineage: Eukaryota; Metazoa; Chordata; Actinopteri; Anguilliformes; Anguillidae. Bases 101 to 1225 code for a protein of 374 amino acids. The record is from RefSeq and is a predicted model, not a curated record. The transcript is spliced from 8 exons.